Messenger RNA from Kwoniella mangroviensis CBS 8507, 1302 nucleotides. RefSeq lists its product as uncharacterized. The transcript is spliced from 9 exons. Bases 1 to 1302 code for a protein of 433 amino acids. Gene Ontology annotation, biological process: actin filament organization. Gene Ontology annotation, molecular function: actin binding. NCBI's taxonomy places the organism in Eukaryota, Fungi, Basidiomycota, Tremellomycetes, Tremellales, Cryptococcaceae. The record is from RefSeq and is a predicted model, not a curated record.
AUGGGUGCAUCAACGACCCUCUCAAGCGAUGAUAAAGCAAAAGUGAAAAAAGCCAUCCCAUCUUCAAGCUCGACCAACAAAAUCGUUACUGCUACUGUAGCCAGGGUAUAUCAGUGUAAAUCUGGUAGUCAAUCAUGGUCAUACGCUGGAGCAGAAGGAGCAUUGGUUUUUUGUGCUGAUAAGGCGAAAGGUGGAUUAUGGUUUAGAGUAGUUGAUUUAUCUUCAUACCGUGGUGUCAUCUGGGAACAUGAAUUACCAAAUGAGAUAGAGUAUAAUCAGGAGAAACCUUUCUUUCAUUCUUGGCAAGGUGAUAACUCCCAUUUCGCAUUUGUCUUUGCGUCCGAACAGGAAGCCCAUGAUUUCUAUAAGAAGGUAGCCAAUAGGUCGAAAUAUGCUACUAAAGUGAAAGAAGAUAAGAAAGAGAAAGCUAGUACGUCGACACCGACCAAGAAGAAGAAAGGAGGAAAGAUCGAUAAAUCACUCAUCUCUGGACCUUCGGCUGGAUCAUUCAAACAUGUUGCUCAUAUGGGAUUCGAUAGUGAGAAAGGGUUUUCGUCAUCUGGUGUGGAUCCAUCAUGGCAGAUCCUCCUUGAACAACUUAGUAUGAAAGGGAUUUCAGCAAAGGAUAUUCAACAGAACGAGAAAUUCAUCAAGGAUUUCGUACAGCAACAAGGCGGUAUAGAGAAGGCCACUGCACCUAAGAAACCCCCUCCACCACCUGCCCCAACCUCACGUCGAAAACCCGCUCCUCCACCACCUACCUCUCGUUCUGCUCGACCAUCUUCCGUGGCUGUACCUACAUCCGCACCUCCCCCUCCCCCUCCACCAGGUCGAACAUCCCUUCCACCCUCUGCUCCUCCCCCUCCACCACCACCCAUUGCACCUCCUCGGAGUGGAUCAGCACCCCCUCCCCCUCCUCCACCACCACCGCCAGCAGGAGGUCGAGGUGCACCUCCCCCACCUCCCCCUCCUCCUUCAGGCGGUCGAGCACCCUCAGCACCACCUGUACCUUCCGCAGGGGGAGAUACGGGUCGUUCGGCCCUACUUGCGUCGAUCCAAGGAAAGGGAGUACACAACCUCAAGAGAGUUGAUCCUACCGAACAGCGCGUGUCACCCUUGGCUGGUGGGGCUGUUGCUGUCGGCGCUGGGGCGGUCGUAGGUGCCGGAGCUGCUGCGGCAGUAGCUUCUACUACUGAAGAUGCCCCUGAUCUAGCGUCGAGUUUGGCAGCUGCGUUAUCCAAGAGAAAGGCGGAUAUAGGAAGUGAUGAUGAGGAUGAUAGUGAUGAUGAUGAAUGGGAUUAG